Messenger RNA from Xenopus laevis (African clawed frog), 1597 nucleotides. It is a transcript of the gene ercc1.L, whose product is annotated as excision repair cross-complementation group 1 L homeolog. Gene Ontology annotation, biological process: regulation of telomere maintenance; mitotic recombination; UV-damage excision repair. Gene Ontology annotation, cellular component: nucleotide-excision repair factor 1 complex; ERCC4-ERCC1 complex; nucleus. The record is from RefSeq and is marked provisional. Gene Ontology annotation, molecular function: damaged DNA binding; single-stranded DNA binding. NCBI's taxonomy places the organism in Eukaryota, Metazoa, Chordata, Amphibia, Anura, Pipidae.
CUGGAUUGCGAUAUGUGCUUGUAAUUUAUGGAUCUGUUGUCCUGGCAGCAGCAAACGUUUAGCUGACCAGUAUGGAAGAAAAAAAUUAUAAUUCAAGAGAAGGAGGACUCCAAAGAUUUCUUAUUCCAUCACCAUCAUCCAUCACCCAGGAGGCAGUUUCUCAACCGAAAUGCUCGUUCUUUCAGGCCUCAGAAAAAGUAGAAACAGUCCCAAAAGCUGGGAGUUAUGCAGAUUACAUUUUUCAGAAGGAGGCAUGGGAUCCUGUACAAAAAGGCCAAUUUAGCAAUAUGGCUGCAAGUGAAAAUGCAGUUUCUAUUGUGAAGCAAACAACAAAUCAAACCACAAAGUCCGCAGGAGCGGGAAGCUGCAUUCUUGUCAGCACCCGACAGAGAGGAAACUCGCUACUUAAAUAUUUGCGAAAUGUACCAUGGGAGUUCAGUGACAUUGUUCCAGACUAUAUACUUGGGGAAACCUGCUGUUCUCUCUUUCUGAGUCUACGAUACCAUAAUCUGAAUCCAGAGUACAUACACUCUCGUCUGAGGUCCCUUGGUCAAUCCUUUGCACUUCGUGUGCUUCUUGUACAAGUGGACGUGAAAGACCCUCAUUUUUCCCUUAAAGAGUUGGCAAAGAUCUGUAUCCUGUCUGAUUGCACACUAAUACUGAGCUGGAGUCCUGAGGAGGCUGCUCGGUACCUUGAGACAUAUAAAUGUUAUGAACAGAAACCUGCAGAUGCUCUGAAAGAAAGAACUGAGAAGGACUUCAUGUCUACGAUGACAGAGUGUCUCACAACUGUUAAGUAUGUAAACAAGACAGACAGCUGCACUCUAUUUACCACGUUUGGGACUCUGUUUGACCUUGCAAAUGCAUCACGUGAAGAUCUUUCUUUAUGCCCUGGCCUCGGACCCCAGAAAUUGCUAGGAGAGUUGAGAAUCGGAGACUGAACAUCGAUCUCAAGCUAUCUCCUGAAUUGGCAUUACUUGACUUUCAGACGACCUCCUCUCCCAUGAUGAAACUUUGGAAUAAGUAUAAACAUUUUAUUUUCAUGGUCCUUGCAGCUACACGUAAAUUAAUUUUGGAUUCAAGAAAACUCCCCAGAUUUAAAAGAUGUUUUGUUUUAUCUUAGGUCUCUUUGUUUGGAUGCAGCAGUUUUAGAUAUGGUAGCUCUGGCUUUAUGGACACAUUUUUAAAAUGUUGGUCCCUAUACUUUAACUUUCUGGGUUCUGAGAAUAAAGCCAUAAUUGAAAAAUGUAUGUUCAGUUCUGACAGAGAUUCUAUUUUACAUACUCACAGGAGUUUUAAUAUUUGAUGGAAGAUGUGCUUUUUUCUGUAUAAGAUGUAGUUAAUUGUUUUGUUGGACUGACGGACAGGACUUUUCUUUUUACUGUUAUGUUUGUUUUUAUUUUUUUUAGUUUUGUUUUCUAUGUUAUUUUAUGGUCUAAUCUAAGGCAUCAUUCAAUGUUUAUUUUCUUUGGAUUGAUAGGUAAUAAUCCUGUACUGUUACAUUAACUGAUGGGCUUAUGUCAGCCAAUCCUUUGUUAUGUUGUUUAUUUCUCAUGCUGUUUAUUUGAAAAUGCUAAUAAACACAAUUGAAAAGAAA